Molecule: messenger RNA, 3439 nt
Organism: Pogonomyrmex barbatus (red harvester ant)
Lineage: Eukaryota; Metazoa; Arthropoda; Insecta; Hymenoptera; Formicidae
Gene: LPCAT
Product: lysophosphatidylcholine acyltransferase
Cellular component (GO): endoplasmic reticulum
Molecular function (GO): lysophosphatidic acid acyltransferase activity
Source: RefSeq, a predicted model, not a curated record
GUCGUGUCUUCCCUCUCUCGUACGGCAAAGGGAACGUACGACGAAUCCCCCCGGAGGGUCGCUAACGCGGAUCGCCCCAUUUUCAUCCCCUCUCCCCCCCCCCCCCCGCCCGAGAAUCGGGCUAGUCUCAUCCCAGCUUCAUCAUUUAUCCUUCGCGAUGAUGGGAAAACCAAUGGUGAUUAAUACGGAAAACGGAGAAUCGGAUAACGCUCCAAAUAUCGAUGACACCGACGGCGCCUCCUCCCUCGGCACUCCCGACAUUCUCAACCCCUUUGUGCAUCGGCUCGAGCUCGGCUCCACGUACGACAAGCUCAAGACGAUAUUUCUAACAAUCGCCCUCCUGCCGUUCAGAUUAGCUGCAAUCACGACUUUGAUGAUCCUGGCGUGGUUGUUGGCCUGCCUCGGUCUGCAUGGAUUGUCCGAGGAAGAUCUUCGACGAGCUCCUCUCAAGGGAUGGAGGCGAGACAUGCGCGUCGUGAUCUGCUGGAUGAUGCGGGCGUUAUUUCUCUGCGGUGGAUUUCAUCAUCUGAAAGUCAAGGGCCGGAAGGCGGAAACUAAGGACGCACCGGUGCUGGCUCUCGCCCCGCAUUCCAGUUUCUUCGAUGCACUUCCGGUCGUGUACCUCGGCGGGCCGAGCAUCGUUGCCAAAGGGGAGAGUAGUCGCCUUCCUUUUUUCGGAAGUAGGUCGCCCAUCGCAUUAUCAUCUCUUGUGAAUCAAAUAAAAUUAGUGCCAUGGAUAUGUUUCGUUGGCCGACUGACUUACCAGGCCGGCGGGAUGAAAAUCGUAGUACGAGGAAGGCAGGCUUCCAGAACGGAAGCCCCGAUUCUGGUCCUCGCGCCGCACUCGACCUUUAUCGACGGCGGCAUCGUUUACGUCACCGGAUUCCCCUCGAUCAUCGUCAGGCGGGAGUCGGGAUUGAAUCCGUUUAUCGGAAAUACACACACGAGCUUGCGAUCGAGACGCAUAUCGCAUAUCUUCGCGUCUCCUGAUGCAAUUGACCCGACGCCGUUCUCUCCACAGGUUAUGAUAUUUCCCGAAGGGACCUGCACAAACCGGUCGUGCUUGAUCACGUUCAAGUCGGGCGCGUUUUAUCCCGGGGUACCGGUGCAGCCGGUGUGUAUCAGAUAUCCCAACAAAUUGGACACGGUUACGUGGACAUGGGAAGGCCCUGGCGCAUUGAAAUUGCUAUGGUUGACGUUGACGCAGUUAAACAGCAGCUGCGAGAUCGAGUUUCUUCCCGUCUAUAAUCCGAGCGAGGCGGAAAAACUGGACCCCAAGCUGUACGCAAACAACGUACGACGUCUUAUGGCGGAAGCAUUGAAGAUUCCCGUUUCGGAUUAUACGUAUGACGAUUGCCGGAUCAUUAGAAAGGCCCAUCAGUUACAUCUUCCACAUGCGUCCAAUAUCGUAAAAAGCCAUAAGCUUCGGUACAAAUUAGGUUUAGUGGCAUCGAAAACUGAGGAAGAACUCGUCCAGAAGAAGACGAAUAAUUUUGGCGAGGUGAAUCUGCAGGAAUUCGCACAGAUCCUUAGAUUGGACGACAAGGAUCCAACCACCCAACAAUUAUUUCGCAUUCACGACAAGUUCGGGCAAGGAAAAAUCGAUCUCGAGGAGUAUAUCUUCACCGUCUUGGCGACGGCGAACGCGUCUUCAGAACUAGACAAGGUCGAGAUUGCAUUCGAUAUAUGCGGCUCGAAAACAGCAACGUGUUUGACGCAGUCGGAGCUCAGGAAAGCCUUGAGGUUAUCGUUACGCAUGCAACCAGAGGAAUCCGACAGGAUCUUUCAGCAGGCCAGAAACGACGAGAACGCUUACACAGUCAGCUUCGAUGAUGUUCUGACACAACUAUCGAGCCGGACGGAAUAUGCGCAUUUGUUUGCUGGGAGUAACGAAAGUUCCAAGAAGGCCAUUUGAAAGUGUCUUCUGCAGCCCGAUGUUUCUUCUAGAGGACAUCGAGGCAGGCCUUUCCUUAGUCCUAUCUGCUCUACUCCCGUAUGAGAAACGAAUCCAAGGUGCUUCGAUGAUCUUAAAACGAAACAAUUUCCUCGUCUACGGAAGCUGCAGUUGCAUGUAAGCGGCAAUUUAGACAGCUAGCCCACGUCUUUCCUAUAAUCCUGUAAAUUAGACAAAGUCGAGGAUUUAGUGACAGAAACCUAGAAUUCUAAAUGAUUCUAGAUUUGAUAUAAUCCAUGAGUAAUUUAGCAAAGAUUCUAGAAUCUGUGAAAUAUGAAGACCCAAAGAUACGCGAUGUAUUCUAGACUCCAAGGAUAUAGAGACUCAGAGAUUCACGAUCUAAAGGUCGAAGGUAGAGACUUGAAAAUCAAGAGAUCUUGCGAAAAUUUGGAAAUUGUAAAGCCGAAGAAUCUGUAAAAACAUCCUAUUAACUGCUUUUGAAAAUAAGCUAGAGUACGAAAAUUCAAGACUCCUCAGUAAGGCUCAUUUCCAAGUGAAGAUUUGACAAGUGUCAAAAUCCGUAAAGGAAAAGCGAUUCCUGCACUUUUUGUUGUACAGUAUGCAUUGUAGAAUACGCAGUUGAGCCAUCCGCUCACUAAGCUUUUCGAUAGAAGAGAUCUGUGACAAAGAGCUUGGAUAUUUAGAGGAAAAGGAGGGGAAGUAACGACAUAAUUUAUUUUUUGACUCGACGGUCAACUUUGCAAUAUCCGGUGCAUAUGUACAAACAUGUGAUUAUUCACGGGAAUAUACAUACGCGCUAAGUUGUGUACAUACUUGUUGCACACUGUGAACCAGCAUGUAGAUAAACACAUACACACACAAAUAUGCAUAGGAGUGAUAUGAAGAGAAUUGGGCGAAUCGAUCGGGCAUACCGUCUAUGUAUGCGCGCGCAAGUGCGUUUAUGUUUGUGUACGUGUAUAUGUAUAUAAAAAGAGGAUACAUGUAUGUGUAUGUAUACACAAUCCAAGAGAUUAUACACUUUGUAAUAUCUGUAUAUGAACUAAAUGGCCAAAGUUUAACAGCGCGCAUUGUUAACGGUCAUUUUUGAGUUAAACACAGAUAUGUUGAGUUAUAGAACGUUUUACUACAACGUAUGUUGAAAUAACAGUAUUUAUUGAACCGAGACUUUUGCUUUCAUGUGUGCGUUGAAAUAUUAUACCGAUGAACUUUAGCCAAAGAAACCGUUUAUUUAAAUGUUUCAUUAAAUGAAUGCUUAUUACAUGAACGACUAGCAACUAUAUGUUCGAAAUAAUCUUAAGUUUAAUAAUCUUUUUAACGAAAAAUGCAGUUUGAUAGAGAUGCCUGAAUACAUAUUAGAUUGAUUGACGGUAGGUAAUAUGAAUUUUUAGCACAAAGUGAAAGCGAUUUAGACAAAACUCAGCGGUUUAUAUGGCGACGUGGAGAAGAAACGACGCGCUCGUGCAGCGAUGUAAAGCGUGUAAAGUAUCUGUAACUCCGACCUGAAGAUAUAAAGAUUUAAAAACG